Molecule: messenger RNA, 4958 nt
Organism: Nerophis lumbriciformis (worm pipefish)
Lineage: Eukaryota; Metazoa; Chordata; Actinopteri; Syngnathiformes; Syngnathidae
Product: histone-lysine N-methyltransferase SETD1B-A-like
Cellular component (GO): Set1C/COMPASS complex
Molecular function (GO): protein binding; histone H3K4 methyltransferase activity; RNA binding
Source: RefSeq, a predicted model, not a curated record
UCUGUAAACAACCUGGCAACAGAAAAGCUACCGAAAAAAAAACAACGCCUGGAAAAUAAUGUUGGUCCAUGAAAGGAUACAAUGUCUGUUUAGGUUUUGACGAAUGUAAUGGAAAGCGAAACAAACGUUUCAGAGAGAGACCCGCCGCAUCAUCCCUGGAGAAGUUUCAAGUUGAUGAUUGAUCCCACUCUGACAAAAGGACUGUACAAAGUGUACCGCUACGAUGGGCACUACUUUAACAUACCCGUUGACGACAUAGGCUUGUUUCCAGUGGAGUCUGUGAGGGAUCCACGCAUCUGCCGCCUGUGGAGCAAAUGCACCCAAACGAACCUUGCAGUUCCUAGAUAUAAGAUAGACGAGUACUACGUUGGGCCUAUUCUUCACAAAGAAGUGACAUUUUCCAGGUUGAAUGACAAUAUAAGCAAGGCCUUCCUGACUAAUAUGUGCAUGAAAUAUGGUCACACUGAAGAAGUGGAGAUUUUCUAUAACCCAAAGAACAAGAAACAUUUAGGCAUCGCGAAAGUUGUUUUUGAUACUGUGAGUGCUGCAAAGGACUCCGUUCAUCACCUCGAUCAGACAUCAGUGAUGGGCAACAUCAUUCACGUGGAAAUCGAUCCAAAAGGUGAAAACAGGGUGCGCUACCUACAGCUCCUCUAUAGCGGCUUCUACACUCCAUGGACCCUACCACUGGGCAACAGUGAGCAAAGUCUGCAAAACCUAAUUGACAAUUUACUGUGCAAUGCAGCCACACAGGGACAAGGGAGCCCAAACAGCAUUGCUUCCCCACUCUCUCUAGACACAGCAUAUUCCAGUAUGUGUCAGGAUACGCCUUGUAGCUUUGGGUUGACGCCUCGUUCGCAAGGAACCCCAGUCACUCCUUGCUUUACUGCGACUCCUCUCUCGCAGGACUCAUGCUACUCAAGUCUUCAGGGCACUCCAAUCUUCCAGGGGGAACCCUUGACUUACAGUAUUCACAAACCUUUGAGAAAAGAGCUCUAUUGUCGUAAAUUCUCAAGGUUUCAAGGGGGAUCUGGUGAAGUCUCUGAUGUAAAGUCUGUUUUAAAGAACUGCCAACCACAGCCUUCCCUCCCGCUGUUUACCCAAAGUAACAAGCAGCUUCUUCCACAAAGGACUACCAAUGGAAACACAUCUGGGCCCAAUGACAAAAAACAUUCCUUUCAAGUUAUAUCCUCUGCUCCAAAGUCCAGGAAUGGGGUUGACACUACCACAAAAGAUUUACCUAUAAACUCUUUGAGCAUCUUGAGCGUUGGCUUAGCAACCAACAAGAAGGCUGAAGUGACCUUCCCACCUGACACACAAGCCAGCAGGGCAGCGUUACUUCAGUCAUUUGACACUUGUAUAACCAGAAAUCCCCAACCAGAGGCAGAGACUUUGGACUCCCGCAUUCAAAGUUUGUUGACAAACAUCCAAAAUUCUGACAGUUUAUUUGGGAAUACCCUGAAGGCUGAUAUCUACUCUCAGGACAGUCCAACUUCACCCUGUUCACCCCAGAACUCCCCAUACUCUGGUUUGGAAGAUGUCAGUCCAGCACCGCUCUCUGAAGAUGAGGGAAUGUCCCAACCUGUGCUCUGUCUUUCAUCCCAAAGAGAUACAGAGGCUUCCUCUGCAUUUGAUUUGACAUAUUCUGAAGGACUGGAGGAUGUAAACAGAACAACACAUUCAGAGAGGUAUCUGGCAUCAUAUUCAAAGGAGCUUCACUCAUCAAAUAAAGGCGAAGUACAAUCAACGCAAUCUCUUCCUCAGGCUUCCUGCAACGCUCACCAAGCCAAACCAUCAUUUGGCAAUAAAUCUGGAGAGUUCUGUUCACCAUUUACACCUUUAUCUUUCUCCAUUCCGUCUUUACUCCCUGCGCCACCUCGCCUCCCAAAUGGCAUAAUUUCUAUUCCACCUCCAGCCUGGAUCCAACCUCCAGGUCAUCAUAAUGACAUCACACGUCCAGUCUCAAUUCCACCACCUUCUAGUUUCCUGGUACCCCCACCUCCUUUGAUGCUACCCUCUGUGCACACAUACCCCUUAUCCUUACAACCCGCAAGUACCAGGGGCAAUAUACCAAGGCUUGAAAGUGUACCCUUAACUCCUUGUCCACCAACCUGGACCGCUCCACCUUUCCCUUGUUUCAAUCCUUUGCUGCCCUCACCAGACUACCCUCACAUAACAGACAACCUUCAUAAAGUUACAGUUGAAAAAGUUUUAGAUGUGCUUGUAGAAGAACUGAAGUCAAUCCUCAAGAAGGACAUCACACGAAGAAUGAUUGAGGGUGUUGCAUUCAAAGCGUUUGAGUACUGGUGGGACAAUCAAGAGAAGAAAACAAAGCCACCAGUUUUGCCUUUGAUGGAUAAAAAAAACAAACUUAAAAAUAAUCUGAAUGACAUUAUGGGUGAGGGCAAAAAACCUCCACUCCCCUCAUUUAAGGUGAAGAAGAAAAAUGAAAACAACCCUGUAAUACCAGAAGCAAUUGAAAGUAACCACAUUGGUAUGACUGAAGGUGACAUUACGGUAAAGCCAACAUGUGAGAAGCGUAAACACAGACACGCAAGACCACUUGAGCUUGAUAGUGAUGAGGAUGAUAAUGAAGACAAAGAAUGUAAGACUCAUCAAGAGGAGGAAAGGGAAACUAUAUCAGACAAAGAGAAACUGACAGGGUCCACAGUUGAUAAUGUCCACUUUAUGUUUGGCACAAGAGAUCAUGUAGAAAAUGAAGACGAGAGAGAGAAAACGGAAAAACACAUGCAGGUUGAAGACUUGUGUCAGGCUUCUUGUGAAGUGAUGCACUCCAGCAGUGAGACGUAUUCAGAGUGCAGCUCUUCAGAGGACACCGACUGCUCGUCCAACUUGGACUCCUCCGACUCUUUUACCACAGAGAGCUAUGAGGAUUCCUCGUACACUGAGGAUGACGAUAUGGAAGAUAAUUUAAUGAACACUGAAGCUGAGGAAUGUAUUGUACUAUCGUCAGAUGAGGAGUCCAUGGAGCUUGACCCCCCUGUUACCCCUUCAACCCCCCUCACUCCCGGCGCUCAGCUGGAACUGACCCCAGAGGACUGGUCAGACAAUAGGGAGGAAGCAGAGGUGAACCACAGCAUGAGCCAACACGAUGUACCGGUAAUGAUGGAGCUGCAUAUCAACAAGCCUCAGGAGUUAGAGCCCCAGUUUCCUAUUGAUCUUCCAGCAGUUGACAUUGAACUUGAUGCAGAAUUCGAGCGCAAUGCAUGGACCUUGGGGUCUCCGAAGAACAUCAUGAGACCUCUCACUCCUACUGGCUGCUUGAUUGACAGUGACUCAGACCUGGUGAUCAGAAGCAAACCAACAUCUCCAGCUGUUGAGGAGGUAGAACGGCCACAAACCCCAGGCAAGGGGAUAGCAGCUCAAUUAGGAAGCGAAGAAUCGGCAGAUGAGCUCUUGCUAACCAACAGUGAGUUCCAUUUUUCACACUCUAUGUCACCAGCCCAGUUAUUCCAGGAAAGACCCAAAACCCCCGGUAGAGAAGACACAAGAUCGUGGACCUGUAACAAUAAAGUUAGGGCACCAGGGUCAGCAGGAUGCGAGGAAUUUGCACCAGAGGAUCCCAGUCAAACAUCCCCUCACCUAAGAAACCCAUUAACUAAUUCAUCACUGUUUAGCAAUCCAUUUUUAUCAGCACCAAAGACUCCUGGGAGAGAUUUUUUUAUACCACGGAGAGCAGUAGUGCACAGAAGAAAGACUCACACCUCACAAACCAUCUUAGAUGACAAAUUCCUUGGAACAUCAUCUCCAUGUGGCAUCUCGGAGUCUUCAUCUGAUGGCAGAGGAGUGCAAACAUGUUUAGGUGUGAGAGCGAUACCCCUGCAAGGACUGGAGAACAUGCCGGAUCUUCUCCUUGAGGGACGUUCAAGUGACACGACAGUGAGGCGAAAACAGUGGAAGAGACGAAAAAGGAGGUGGAGAAAGAGCCGCCGCAUUUUUCAUCGGUCUCCGAGGCAGCGUUCAGUGCGUGAGCAGAACAGGAUACUUCACAGUGUAUGGAAGGACGGCCUCGAUGAAGAGGAUGCAAAGCUGCUGCAGUGCACUUAUGAAAGAUUGCAAGAGGAAGAUGAUGGUCGCAGCUGGAUAAGUGACACCCUCUGGAUACCUCAUCCUUUGACUAAAGUUGUAGAAAAGAAUGAAGGACUACAAUUAUGGCAACAUAAACACAAAACCGGCUCAGCCCGCAGUGAAGGCUUCUACAAAAUCCACUGGAGGGAAAAACUUGAAUACCUCAGCAAAGCCAGAAGCAGUGAGCUUCCUUCUGCAGUCUCUCAGCAGGAACUUUUGACACAGCCCACCUCACUUCGCUCUGGAUCAGACUUCAGGUCGGAACAGCGUCGUCUGCUGUCAUCUUUCAGCUGCGAUAGUGACCUGGUCAAGUUUAACCAGCUGAAAUUCCGAAAGAAGAGGAUUCGCUUCACUCGAAGUCACAUCCACGAUUGGGGUCUGUUUGCCAUGGAGCAAAUAGCAGCUGAUGAAAUGGUGAUUGAAUACGUAGGCCAAAUUAUCAGACAGAACAUCGCUGACAUGAGAGAGCACAGAUACGAGGAGCAGGGCAUUGGCAGCAGCUAUUUGUUUCGGGUCGAUCAAGACACCAUUAUUGAUGCCACUAAAUGCGGGAAUUUAGCCAGAUUCAUCAACCACAGCUGUAAUCCCAAUUGCUAUGCAAAGAUCAUCACGGUAGAGUCUCAGAAGAAGAUAGUGAUUUACUCGCGACAGCCGAUACGCAUCAACGAAGAAAUAACGUACGAUUACAAGUUUCCCAUUGAAGACACAAAGAUUCCUUGUUUGUGUGGAGCUGAAAGCUGCCGGGGAUCUUUGAACUAAUAACAGCUGGAGAGGCCCUGCUUAUAUCUCAGAAAGGAACCUGUGCUGCCUGAGGUACUGUUUAAAAUAAACACAGACACUGAAGAUUUACCUUUUUAAUCAUAUUCAGA